UUUGUUCGCUCGAAUCAGUUCUUAUAUUCGUCGCCGUCUGAUCAUAUACGCAAACAUCCCCCAAAAUUUCCUGACAAAACAGAGAGGGAGAGAGAGAGAGAUUGACAGAAACUCUCUGCAAUGGCAACGGACAAACCAGUGAUGGUGGUCGGGAUCGACGACAGUACGCAGAGCUUCUACGCCCUUGAAUGGACUCUCGAUCACUUCUUCUCACCCUUCCCUUCCAACCACCCUUUCAAGCUCGUAAUCGUACACGCAAAACCAUCUCCCACUUCGAUGGUCGGACUCGCCGGACCCGCUGCUGCCGAAGUAUUGCCGUUCGUCGAGGUGGAUCUGAAAAAGAUUGCAGCUCGUGUUGUUGAAAAGGCCAAAGAACUCUGCCGCUCCAAAUCUGUGGAUGACGUUAUCACAGAAGUGGUCGACGGAGAUCCCCGGAAUGUUCUCUGUGAGGCUGUGGAGAAACAUCAGGCAACCAUGUUGGCUGUGGGCAGUCAUGGUUAUGGAGCUAUAAAAAGGGCGGUUUUGGGCAGCGUAAGCGACUAUUGUGCUCACCAUGCACACUGCACCGUCAUGAUAGUGAAGAAGCCCAAGAUCAAACACUAAUAUACUCAUUCGUACAUGAAAUAAAGGUCUUUCGAUAUAUUAACAUACCCUUAGAUAUGGCCUAAAUGCUUAUUAAAUGGCAUGUGUGUAAUAAUAUCUGGAACAUCUACCUUAGAUUGAUUCAAUAAUUCCAAUUGGUUGGAGGGUAAAGGGUUUGUAUUAUGCAUCUAGCUUACAUUGCGAAUAACGGCACGAAUCUUGUGUAUACGGAUAUAUUAUUCUCACAAAUGAACUGUUUGAGAGGCACGACUUUGUAUUGUAAAAGGUAGUCGUGGAAAUUUACUAUCAUUAUUUAA
Messenger RNA from Magnolia sinica, 899 nucleotides. Its product is annotated as universal stress protein PHOS34. The transcript is spliced from 4 exons. The record is from RefSeq and is a predicted model, not a curated record. Lineage: Eukaryota; Viridiplantae; Streptophyta; Magnoliopsida; Magnoliales; Magnoliaceae. Bases 121 to 603 code for a protein of 160 amino acids.